AUGAAGAAGGAGUUUGGCGUGGCAUUGCUCAAUGAUGUCGAUUUCGCAAGCACGCUGACAAAGAUACCGCCAGACAGCUUCUCUUACGUCUCGGAAUUCUGCAAUCAUAUGGAGAAGACCGUCAAUAACGGGACGCUCAACAAGGGUCUAAAUGAGGCUGAUGUUGUCCUAGAUGUUGCGUGGAAUAUUUGGGCAUGGCAGCUAUGUAACGAGUUUGGUUGGUGGCACAUCGGCCCGCCUCAGUCUGAUGGCAACAACAUCGUCUCUUCGCAUCUUACGUCGGAGCGUUAUAAGCGCCAUUGCGACGACUGCUUCCUGGAGGUCAACGGCUUCAGACCAGCCAUGUCCCGAGGCACCACUGCAGACGAUUUCAACAAAUGGACAAAAGGAGGUUGGGAUGCGCCGUUCGAGAAGGUCAUGUUCGUCGAUGGCGAAUUCGAUAUGUGGAACUCGGCCACGAUGAGCUCAGUUUACCGGCCCGGCAGCCCUUGGAACGGUACGGAGGAGGUGCCUCGAAUGGUGGUUGCACGCGGAGGCCGCAUUCCGGACCUAGACCUUCUCCAUAUGAAUGAGGACGUGGUCGAGGCAUUGGCGGUUGUAACGAAGAAGCAGUUGAAGAUUAUGGAGAAAUGGCUCAGUGAGUGGAAGCCCGAGCAUUUAUAG
Messenger RNA from Colletotrichum chrysophilum, 663 nucleotides. RefSeq lists its product as uncharacterized. The record is from RefSeq and is a predicted model, not a curated record. Gene Ontology annotation, biological process: proteolysis. Lineage: Eukaryota; Fungi; Ascomycota; Sordariomycetes; Glomerellales; Glomerellaceae. The coding region runs from base 1 to 663 and encodes 220 amino acids. Gene Ontology annotation, molecular function: dipeptidyl-peptidase activity; serine-type exopeptidase activity. The transcript is spliced from 2 exons.